Messenger RNA from Cydia fagiglandana, 1548 nucleotides. RefSeq lists its product as uncharacterized. NCBI's taxonomy places the organism in Eukaryota, Metazoa, Arthropoda, Insecta, Lepidoptera, Tortricidae. Gene Ontology annotation, molecular function: nucleic acid binding. The record is from RefSeq and is a predicted model, not a curated record. The transcript has 7 exons. Bases 1 to 1548 code for a protein of 515 amino acids.
AUGAUCUUAGAAAUCGGACAGGCCUUAAGUGUUGAUACACCGUACAAGUCAUUCUUGAAAUCGGCGGUUACCAUCAAGGCUGAUAUCUGCCUUCCUUCCACCAAGGGAGCAGUAAAACAGAAUUCCCUCCGAAAAUUCCACAAGAUCAGCUGUGGCUGGGAAAUGACCUGCCCUCUCAGAUGUAUGGGUGGAAGAUUGAGAACAACUGCCUGGUUCCAGUGCAUAGGGAUCGAUGGAGAAGAGAUAGAAAACGAGGACGGGGAUGAAGGUCCUUCUCUUCUCACCCCAAGUGAGCAACAACUUAACUCAAUGGAAAUAAUUGGAUUACUGAACAAUAAUACCAAAGUUUUGAAUCGUGUGGUGGCCGCGACGGGCGUUGGAAAAAACACAGUAACAUUAAUAAAAAAAGAAGGCAAUGUCGCCAGAGCAAAUUCUUGUAAAUUGAGCACACCUAAAAAAGGAAAACGAGGGCCAAAAUUUAUUUUGGACAAUUUCGACAAAUGUGCCUUGCGAAAUAUUAUAACAAAUAUGUAUCGACAAAAGAUUGUUCCAACUGUGCAAAAAAUUUUAACUCAAGCUCAAUUAGAUAUAAACUUUCUUGGUCAAAGAACCACAUUAUUAAAUAUAAUGAAAAACCAUUUAGGGUUCCGCUUUAAGAGGUGCACACAGAAACGGUUAGAAUUGGUCGAACAACCUCAGAUUAAAGCUUGGAGAGCCAGGUAUCUAACAAGAAUCCGCGAAAAUGAUGCAUUGGGUCCUAAUAAAAAACUUGUAGUUUAUUUAGAUGAGACCUGGAUACAUUGUCACUACACCGUGAACAAAUGUUGGCAAUCAAUGUCCGAACAGGGCAUUCGAAAAUAUGACAGUGCUGGAAAUCGGUGGAUUAUAAUCCACGCAGGUUCUGAAAACGGUUUUGUGAACGGAGCAUUAGCUAUUUGGAAGGCUAAUUCCAAGAAAGGGGAUUAUCAUGGUCAAGUAAAUACCGAAAAAUUUAUUAAAUGGAUUACUAAUAACUUAUUACCGAAUAUACCACCCAAUUCGAUUAUUGUAAUGGACAAUGCUUCCUAUCACAGUACACAGGUAAAUAAACCCCCUAUUUCUCGAGAUCGGAAAGACGUAAUGAAGGAAUGGCUUAAAGCACAUAAUAUCGAGUUUUCUAUGAAGGACACGGUUUCCAUUUUAUACGAAAUUAUAAAUAAAAAUCGCCCGCCUAAAGAACAUUUAAUAGAUAACCCACACGGUCAUGAGGUACUUCGCUUGCCACCUUAUCACUGCGACCUAAAUCCGAUCGAGUAUAUAUGGCAUUUAGUUAAGCAGAGAGUAUCUCAAAAAAAUGUACUACAGCGUGAAAAUGAGAUUGAGGCCAUAACACUAGAGUCAUUAGCCUCAAUCACCGAGAACGAUUGGAAAAAAGAGGUGACUCACGUGAAACAUAUUGAAAAUGACUACUGGCUGAGAGAAAACAUGGAAAUUCCUCGAAAUGAAGUAAUUGUUAACACUGGUGAUGAUACUGAGAGCUCUGAUGACGAUAGCGUUAUGACUGAAUAA